Molecule: messenger RNA, 1833 nt
Organism: Pleurotus ostreatus (oyster mushroom)
Lineage: Eukaryota; Fungi; Basidiomycota; Agaricomycetes; Agaricales; Pleurotaceae
Exons: 16
Coding region: 1-1833 (610 amino acids)
Biological process (GO): translational elongation
Molecular function (GO): GTPase activity; translation elongation factor activity; GTP binding
Source: RefSeq, a predicted model, not a curated record
AUGACUACGCUACGCUCAUUUCAAGUGGACAUAGACAACAUACGGGCACACGAAGUGUCCAAGCAGCGCAAGCAUGCGAUUGCCCAAAUGGAUCAGGAGAACGUGAAAGGCAAGGGGAAGGAGAAGGAGAAUGGGGAGAAGGCUGCAGCGGUGAAUGUACUCGACCACUACGACCUUGUGAAUGAAGAUGCGGAGGCCUCCAUUCAAUCACUCCUACUGACGAAGACCCUUCCCGAUCGCGACAAAGCUAGAGAUAAUCUAGCCGCGUUGAUUACCCAGAAUCAUGGCGAAUACGUCCUGCGUAUGGGGUCACGCCCGCCCUCGAUAAAUAUGUUCGCUGGCGAUCUUAACGACGACACGGACGGGUACACGGGUACCCCUCGGACGGCAGGGGAGUUGGAUUAUCUGACUGAGGCGAUCAGUGCAGCGCUAGAUGAGAUAGGGGGGAAGACUUCAAUAUUAUUCCGAAUAGAUGGCAAACAUGCACGAACAUCACUCCUUCUCCGUCUUCCCCCGCCCAGCGUUUCACUAACGCCUGAAGUUCGAUGUGCAGUGGUUGGUAACGUAGAUAGUGGCAAAUCGACAACAUUAGGUGUACUCACUCGAGCAGGCGCCUUGGAUGACGGAAGGGGUAGGGCGCGAGUGGGACUCUUCCGCCACAAACACGAGAUGGAGACUGGUCGGACGUCCAGCGUGGGCAUGGAGAUAUUGGGCUUCAACACUUCUGGAGCACCGAUACUCCCAAAUACCGCCCACUCCAACGAUCCGGACACAAUACGACGCGAGAAGAUGGGCUGGGAGGAAAUAUCCACCCAAGCUGCGAAGAUCGUGUCUUUCAUCGACCUUGCUGGACACGAGCGGUAUCUGAAGACAACAUUAUACGGUCUGACGUCUGGUGCACCUUCGUGUAUAAUACUCAUCGUUGGAGCCAAUGCUGGUCUCAUUGGCAUGUCGAAGGAACAUUUGGCUAUUGGUCUGGCACUGGGUGUUCCCAUUGUUGUUUGCAUUACCAAGAUUGAUAUGACCCCAGCAAAUGUACUGGCGGAGACACAGAAACAAGUCGUUAAGAUCCUCAAGAGUCCUGGAUGUCGGAAGGUUCCUGUGUUUGUCAAGUCGACUGAGGUCGCCGUGGAGUUAGCACAAUGCUUCGGCCGAGAGAAGCUAUGUCCCAUAUUCCAAUUAUCCAACGUCACCGGCGAGGGACUCGACCAUUUCCGCACAUUCCUGAAUUUGCUUCCUUCCAGCGAGGCGGACGAAGAUAAGUUCGCUAUCAACCACCCGUUAGAGUUUUCCAUUACAGAGAUCUGGUCUGUACCGUACGUCGGCACCGUCGUCAACGGAAUCGUCAACGCAGGCACCGUCAAGACAGGCGAUGCGGUGAUGUUCGGUCCAGACGCCAACGGGAACUACCAGAAUACGAUAAUAAGGAGCAUGCAAAGGAAGCGGGCCAAUGUAAAAUCCGCGGACGCAGGCCAAUGCGUGUCGCUGGCGCUCAAGCGGACCCGUCGUGCAGAUGUCCGCAAGGGCAUGGUACUCGUGCAUAAAACUGAGACCCCGCCACGCCCGGUUAAGCAGUUUGAAGGACAAGUACUGAUUCUAUACCAUAAUACGACUCUUCAAAGAAAUUAUCAGGCGAUGCUUCACUGUGGGGCCAUCCGUCAGACAGUCCGAAUAAUAGGGAUGGACCACCCAAAUGGAGUGCUCCGUACAGGCGACCGAGCGACGGUUCAGUUCGAAUUCAUAUCGCACCCAGAGUUCAUCAAGGAGGGCAUGAAACUACUUUUCCGCGAGGGCAAGACCAAGGGACUUGGUAUGAUCACCCGUUUGCUGUAA